Messenger RNA from Homo sapiens (human), 6834 nucleotides. It is a transcript of the gene RAET1E, whose product is annotated as retinoic acid early transcript 1E. The coding region runs from base 44 to 673 and encodes 209 amino acids. Lineage: Eukaryota; Metazoa; Chordata; Mammalia; Primates; Hominidae. The record is from RefSeq and is marked reviewed. Gene Ontology annotation, biological process: signal transduction. The transcript is spliced from 3 exons. Gene Ontology annotation, cellular component: membrane; extracellular region. Gene Ontology annotation, molecular function: natural killer cell lectin-like receptor binding.
GAAUGUGUACACGCCCAGCUUCCUGCCUGUUACUCUCCACAGUAUGCGAAGAAUAUCCCUGACUUCUAGCCCUGUGCGCCUUCUUUUGUUUCUGCUGUUGCUACUAAUAGCCUUGGAGAUCAUGGUUGGUGGUCACUCUCUUUGCUUCAACUUCACUAUAAAAUCAUUGUCCAGACCUGGACAGCCCUGGUGUGAAGCGCAGGUCUUCUUGAAUAAAAAUCUUUUCCUUCAGUACAACAGUGACAACAACAUGGUCAAACCUCUGGGCCUCCUGGGGAAGAAGGUAUAUGCCACCAGCACUUGGGGAGAAUUGACCCAAACGCUGGGAGAAGUGGGGCGAGACCUCAGGAUGCUCCUUUGUGACAUCAAACCCCAGAUAAAGACCAGUGAUCCUUCCACUCUGCAAGUCGAGAUGUUUUGUCAACGUGAAGCAGAACGGUGCACUGGUGCAUCCUGGCAGUUCGCCACCAAUGGAGAGAAAUCCCUCCUCUUUGACGCAAUGAACAUGACCUGGACAGUAAUUAAUCAUGAAGCCAGUAAGAUCAAGGAGACAUGGAAGAAAGACAGAGGGCUGGAAAAGUAUUUCAGGAAGCUCUCAAAGGGAGACUGCGAUCACUGGCUCAGGGAAUUCUUAGGGCACUGGGAGGCAAUGCCAGAACCGACAGGUAACUGAGCUGGGUGGGAGAAUGUGGCAGCUCCCUUUAAAGGUCAAAAGCCUUCCCUGUGUGGGUGUCAGUGUGUGUGUGCGAUAGAAAAUUUGAUUGACUUCUCCGUGGGCUUCCUGUCUGGAGAGUCAGUGAUGGCUAUAAGGAUUUCCCACCAUCCUCCCUUUCCCAUCCCACCUCCCACUGUUUCUUCCUCAGUGUAGAAACCCCUUCCCAUUAACCAAUGAUCCAGUCACAAUGACCCACUGCUAAAUGGUCCCAAGUCUAUCUGUGUCAUUGCAAACAUCCAGGCCUUCUCUUCCUCUAUUAUAAUUACCCUUCCACCAGCUCUAAUGCCACUUCUUAGGAAGCCUUCCCCACCUUCCCCACACAGAAUUAAGCACCACCCAUUGUGUCAUCCUCCAAACAGUUCUAACCACAGUAAUCGUGAAACUGUGUGGUAAUCAGAUGGAUAUUUGCUACCUCUCUCAGUAGAAAUCUGAGCUCCAUAAGGACAAGGCACAACCCCUAUUCAUCUUCAUGGCCCAGGGCCUGGUAGAGUGGCUGUCACAUGAGCCAGUGAUUAUGUGGGGCACCAUGUGUUCCUGGGGAAAGCAGGGGCUAAGGAAAGCAUAUUUUUAUGCUUUUUUUUUUUAUGUGACAGGGCUUGUGCUUUUUUUUCUUUUUUUUUUUUUUUUUAGUGUCACCAGUAAAUGCUUCAGAUAUCCACUGGUCUUCUUCUAGUCUACCAGAUAGAUGGAUCAUCCUGGGGGCAUUCAUCCUGUUAGUUUUAAUGGGAAUUGUUCUCAUCUGUGUCUGGUGGCAAAAUGGUGAGUGGCAGGCUGGUCUCUGGCCCUUGAGGACGUCUUAGUCUGGUAAGGACUCAAGAGAGGUGAAUCAUGGGUCUCAUCCAAGCCCCCGCUCCCUGAUCCAUCUCUCUCCACAGAAAUGGUGCACUGCCUUAGUCUUGAGCCCCCACACUACACAGCAGGGCUGGCAGCACAAUGUGCAGUGAGAGGAGGGAUGAAGCAAUCAUCUCCUCUCGAGGAGGGGCAAGGUCAAAGAUCUGGAACGCCUGCCUGGGGUGUUGUCUCCUUGCCAUCCGGCCCAGGUUUCAUCCAGCUCUUUGACGGAAAGUUUGUUUGCUGUCUGCGUUUACCGUGAUUUAGCUCAGCAGGUCCCAUCCCCUUUUCCCGUUCACCCUGAGAAGACUUGCUGGUGGCGCUUGUGGCUGCAGCAUUUACUCCCAGAUAACAUACAAGAUGUGGUAUAAGAAAUCCUUUCACCACCCUCUAAACAUUACAGUGCCGAACUACAUCCUACAUUUUUAGUAGAGAUGGGGUUUCUCCAUGUUGGUCAGGCUCGUCUUGAACUCCCGACCUCAGGUGAUGCUCCCGCCUCGGCCUCCCAAAGCGCUGGGAUUACAGGGGGAGCCAACACACCUGGCUGAGAGAACUAUUAUAUGCCAGACACAUUGCCAGACAUCUUCUGCUCUUUGGUCCUGUUUCUCCGCCACUGCUCUGACAUGAAGAAUUCAUUUCUUUCUUCCAUUGCUGUCUUUGUCCUCAUAGUGUCUUCUCUAAAUUGACCCAGGCAGACCUCAACAUUUUCAAGUACAGCAAUUUGGAAAAGUUAAGUAGAGCUCUAGGGUUCAAGUCACAGUUCCUGGGGCUCUCUCUGUGGAGUUCAAAGUUAGGAUUCCCUCUAAUGAGAAAAAUAGGCUACUCCAUCUGACUCACUGAGGAUCAAUGUUUCUGAUGUAAGAAAUGAUUCUACCCUUUUCAUUGCUUAAACGAAUACCAUGACUCAGAUAUGUGUCUGUUUUGCAGGGGCCCUGACAUGAAAAGUGAGUUUGCCAAGAUCGGUGUCACAACAGGCUUGGCAAGAUAUGGCUUGAGUCAGAUAAGGGCCACUGGUCCAGAAGGGGCUCGUGUGGUGGGUGGUGUGAUGGCAGCAGGAACCCAGGGAGUGAAUAUGCUGAGAUAGGAAGGGGUCCCACCCACAGAGCUGCAGGCAAAGGGGUCCCACCUUAAUCCCUGGUGGAAGGUGACUGAGAAGGACUUAACUGCCCCAACCAAGCAGGCUGGGACUUCAGUGCCAUUGACAAUAGUGAAGGGGAUUGGUGAGUAGGAAGGGAGGCAAAAGAACAGUUUUAGAAGCUGGGUCUGAACAGUAGGGAUUUAAAGGAGGUGGGACCUCCAUAGACACCUGGGAGUUCCUGGCCUCUAGCCUCAUCCUGGUAACCGAGUCGGCUGCUGAAGGGCUUCCUGUCUGGGCAGGAGCAGGCAGGGAUCAAGCGCCGGUGGAGGUCAGUGCCCACAGCUGAGCUGAACAGAAGUGGGAGGCAGAGUGGGCCUGGGGAAAGGUGUAUUACAAUUCAAGGGGAAAAAAAUAUAUCUGCCACCCUUUGGGGAGGGCCUCCCCACUGUGUCGCAUGGAUUUCUCUGUCACGGGGAAGAGCAGCACCCAGGGAAAAAGAGCUUUGUGUGCCCAUGACACAUUCCUAUUUUGUUGUCUCUGGCAUUUCUGGGCAUUGUUUCUGCUGAAGUGACAGAAGAGAGAAAAAGCUGAUCAAAGCUAAAUGACAGAGCAAAGGGGUUGACAGGGAGUGUCUUUUCAAAUACACAGGGACAUUCACCAAGAAGGGCCAUUUUUGGAUCAUAAAAUAAAUCUCAUCUGGGCGUGAUAGCUCACUCCUGUAAUCCCAGCACUUUGGGAGGCCAAGUUGGGUGGAUCAUUUGAGGUCAGGAGUUCGAGACCAGCCUGGCCAACAUGGCGAAACCCUGUCUCUACUAAAAAUACAAAAAUUAGCCGGGUGUGGUGGCAUGGGCCUGUAAUCCCAGCUACUCGGGAGGCUGAGACAGGAGAAUCGCUUGAACUCAGGAGGCGGAGUUUGCAGUGAGCUGAUAUUGCGCCAUUGCACUCCAGCCUGGGUGACAGAGUGAGAUUCCAUCUCAAUAAAUAAAUAAAUAAAUAAAUCUCAACAUAUGUAAAGGGUUAAAAUCAUGCGAAGCAUCUUGUCCAAGCACAAUGGAAAUAAACUAGAAAUCAACAGCAGGAAGCUAUCUGGAAAAAUCCUCAAAUGUUUGGAUAUCAAAUAAUAUGCUUCCAAAUAACUAUAUAUCAAAUUAAAAAGUACAAGGAAAACUAGAAAGUAUUUUGAAAUGAAUGAAAAUGAUAAUACAAAAUAUCAAAAUCUAUCAGACACAGAUAAGAAAAUGUCUAGAGGCAUCCACACUGAACUUUUUGAUCUCUGAAUCACCGUGCAUCAUUGCUGCCAAAUUUUUUGCUCAUGCUCAUCUCUGCCUGGAAUUUUCUUUCUUACCUGACCGAAUUCCAGACAGCUAUCCAAGUCCAGUUUAACUGUCACCUCCUCUAAGAAGUCACCAUUCUUCCUGGAUAGAAUUAACUACCCCCACUCGUAGCUCAGAAACUCUGACCACAGAAAAAUUAUCACAUUGUUUUAUGAUUGGGUGUAUGUCAGUAAAUUGAUGCGCUUACUUGAGGACAUUACUUUUGUAACCUGAGAAUCUAUCAUGGCUGCUAUAUAGUAGACGCUCAGGACAUGUGAGGACUUGAGUGGCAGCGGAGGUAAGGGUCAUCUCCUGGGUAUGGAGCUUGGACAAGAACCUGCACUCUUCUGUUCCAUUUCACCUCAACCAUCCAUGUCCCCAACCACAUCUCCACCAUCCUACCUGUACCAAGUGCUAAUCCUUUGAAUCAUGUCAGUGACUAUCUUCAGCUCAAUCCCAAUCACAGGUCAGGAGGGAGGGCAUCAGGUAUACUGUGAGCAAAACAGAGUAUGAGAUGGGGCCAACUGGCCUCUGGAUUAGGGGCAGGGCUUGUCCUGUAUGAGGACAGGGAGAAAUGAGGUUGCUAAGUCUCCCCAAGACCCCUGCCAAAUCUCACCAUAGACAUAAGAUGAGGUGAAUUUCAUUUAUCGCCUGGGCAUUCACGACCUGAGAGGCUUAGCUCUGGGUCAAGUUGAGCCCUCUCUGUCCCUGGCCAACAGGAGAAAGGCAAAGGCUGAAUGAGUCUCGGGGACUGUCUCUGCUUUGCAAGUGGGCCCUGAGGUGAACAGGGACCUUUCCAAAUUAAUGCAUCCACAGCGGUUUGGCAAAGUCGGGCUUUAAACCAGGGUCACUCUCCAGGGGUUGCCUAUGUGAUGGGUGGUCUGAUGGACAGAAACACAGAGGGUGGGCAAGACACAAUUUUGGGUGGGGCAGCAGCUUGAUGAUCUGACCAUCUGACCAUGGGAAAGUAUAUCACAUGCCAAAGGUUGAGGGGUCUCUAGGUUUAAUUCCUAGGAGGACAUAAUGAAGAAGGCUGCCUGGGCUCCAACAAAGCAGGCUGGAGGCAGGGCCACACAGACCGUGGGAGAGGGGAUUGUGAGCAGAAGGGAAGGCUGAAAGUGAACCCUAGACACUCUGUGAGGACAGCAAGGACUAGAAGGUGGGAUUCCUUUGACACCUGGGUUUCUGGUUCACCCCUGACACAGGAAUCCUGGCAAAUGGCGUCGUGCCAAGCCCCACCCUCAGUGCUCUGGACCUGCCGCAGGGAUACCCUUGCCCACAGCUGGAAGACUCUUGCCCCCGCUGUGGGCCUUCCCACUGUGUUCCCACUGAUACUUUGCCUUCCUUGGCUCUGAACCCCUAAAAUCUCUGCUGGGGUCUGGGUCUAACUAAUGAUGAAGUAACGGAAAGUGAACAAUCAUAAACUAGAUGACAGAGAGGCAGAAUGUGAACAAUAGCGGCUGAUCUCUCCCUGAGAGAGAGGUGGGAUCUGAGUCCUGAGAGAUCACGGAGGGGUCAAUCCUGAGCUGAUCUGACCCAGGGUUCUGCACUCUUUUGUCUCCUUCCUAAAGGCAGAAGAUCCACCUAGAGGUGAUACCACGGCGGCGCAGAGUUGUUCACCUGUGGUCCUCGAUCGCUGACAGCCUUGGCUCCCACUGCUGUGUGUUCCCUGAGUCAAGUGGAGGCGGAGCCUGCAAUGAGCGGAGAUCGCGCCUCUGCAUUCCAGUCUUGGCAACAGAGCAAGACUCCGUCUCAAAAAAAAAAAAUUUUUUUUCAGUACAUAUUUUUUAAAAGAUAGGGCUGGGCACAGCAGCUCACAUCUAUAAUCCCAACACUUUGGGAGGCCUAGGCAGGAGGAUCACUUGAGCCCAGGAAUCUGAAGCUGCAGUGAGCCUUUGCUCGUGAGAUUGUGGACCUAUGAUCCUACCACCAGCCCACCUGGUUCUAACACCCCCUCCUCUAUGUGUGAGAGGGAGAGAAGAAAAGUGAGGGAGAAAAGAGAGAUAAGCAAAGAACAGAGAGGAAAAAUGGAAAAUAAGAGGAAAUUGGGGGAAUUAAACAGAGGGGAGGGCAUGGAUCCCCGGGAGUUAGAAGAGUAGCAGCUUGUGGAUUACUACGCAGUGGAGGAAGAAGAGUUGUUGGAAAUUAUUUGAGAGGUAGUAUAAUCAUUUGUGAGGCAGUUUUCUGCAUUCACCAUUUCUCACAGACUAAGUUACUCAUAAGCAAACGUGCAAUUCACAUUACACUGAAAUUCUUCCCUAAUACAUCAUUUGCAUUGGAAUAAAGUACGGUUUUCAAACAACCUGAUAUAGCAGAACUGACUGUAUAAAUUAUGUGAGCACAGUGCAAGUAAUUCUUUGUUUGUUUGUUUGUUUUUUUGAGACAGAGUCUCACUCUAUCUCCCAGGCUGGAGUGUAGUGGUGCGAUCCCGGCUCACUGCAACCUCGAUCUCCCAGGCUCAAGCGAUUCCCCUGCCUCAGCCUCCUGAGUAGCUGGGAUUACAGGCAUGAGCCACCACGCCCGGCUAAUUUUUGUAUUUUUAGUAGAGACGGGGUUUCACCCUGUUGGCCAGGCUGGUCUCGAACUACGGACCUCAGGUGAUCUGCCCCCCUCAGCCUCUCAAAGUGCUGGGAUUAUAGCAUGAGCCACUGAGCCCAGACACAAGUAGUUCUUUCUGAUAAACACUUUAACACUGAAUGCAAAAAAAAAAAAAAAAUUGUGUGUGUACUUUUUUUAAUUUUACUUUAAAAUAGACACACCAAACAUGUUUCUAAAUAAAUGUAAUAUGGAAAUCUUUCUUUUUCUCCUCCAUUCUCAGUGAUGAUAUGGUUGUAAAUUCUUAUCAUCUGAUAAUUUUUAUCAGAUCUUUACAAAUUAUAAACUUAUUUGCAACUCUG